This is a messenger RNA of Biomphalaria glabrata, 1684 nucleotides long. Its product is annotated as succinate dehydrogenase assembly factor 4, mitochondrial-like. The record is from RefSeq and is a predicted model, not a curated record. Gene Ontology annotation, cellular component: mitochondrion. NCBI's taxonomy places the organism in Eukaryota, Metazoa, Mollusca, Gastropoda, Planorbidae. Gene Ontology annotation, biological process: mitochondrial respiratory chain complex II assembly. The coding region runs from base 173 to 490 and encodes 105 amino acids. The transcript has 2 exons.
CAAAAUCUGAAUCCUUGUUAUGAAAUAAUAGACUGGUGAACAGAUGAACUUGACUUGAGUUUUUAUUGUCUAGAUUCUAUAUAGAUCUAUUCUAAAUCUAGAUCUAUAGAUCUAGCUAAAUUCUAGAUUUGAUUAUUAUAAUAUAGACUAGAUAUAGAUAAGUUAAUCUAAGAUGUUAAAUAAACAAGUACUAUUUAUUAUAACACGUCAAAUUGGUGCAACAUCGAACAAAUUCAGGAUUCCUUCAUGUGGGUUUUCUGAUCAGACUAAAUCUGGUUGUGGUCCUAAAAAGGGUAAAACACCAGCAGGUAAAUUGGAUGAGCCAAUAGAACUACCAUCAGAAGAACGACAACCAUUGGGUGAAAAAGAACCAUUGCAAGGUUUCCCAAACAACAUAAACCCUAUAACAGGCGAGAUCAAUGGACCUAAAGGACCUGAACCUACUCGAUAUGGUGAUUGGGAAAGAAAAGGUCGUGUAACAGACUUUUGAGUGUGUAGAUAUUCAAGUGUAAAUGUGACUGCUGAUAUGAUGAUAUAAGUUGUUUACAAGGAAUGAAUAUUUCAGUGUAUUUAAAAAUGUGUGUAUGAUGCUUCAAUCAUAUAUAUAUAUGGUUUAUAUAUAUAUAUAUAUAUGCAAAUGUUGAUAUAAGAUUAAAAAUGUCUUCUUUUUUUUUUUACACAUGAAAUUAACUUUCAAGUAAUUGUAUACAAAUAAAAAAAAAUCAUUAACUAAAAUGUGUAAAUUAAAUUUUACUUAAUACCGGUAAAUAAUUCUAAGUAAUAAAUAAUUUUGACCUCAAAGAUAAUUAUCAUUGAAAAUAAAUCAAUAACUAAAAUUGCAUAACAGUUCAAAAAAUUGUAUUUGUAAGUCACAUUGAAAUUAAUGACAGAGGCUUUAACAAUUUUCUUUUCUUAACAAUGAUAAAAACUGAACAAUACAGCCUAAAACAGUUGUUUCAAAUUUAAGUUUUAGUUACAUCAAGAUGAGUCAUUCUCUGUAGAGAAAAGAAACAAACACAAUGUUUCUUAUAGUACAGAAUGAAAAAUUAGUUUCAUCCUACAAGUAUAAAAACAAACCAUUUAGAAUCAAAUACAAUUGUUUCCACUAAAAUAUGUCAUGAAACUGAAUGUAGCAUGUAAAAAUUACCAACAGCAGACUUGGGCUACAUGUAGCUAUAAAAGUCACUACCGGUAAUGGUUUUUAUUUACAUGAAAUAAUGUUAAAAUAAACAAAGCACUGUAACAGAAAAAUGAGAACAAAGCCAUUUAAUGAACAUUUGAUUUAGUUGAGAAUGAAACAGCUUAAGAUCUCAAAGCACAAAACUGUUGGAAUACUUCCAGAAUGUGAAUAUCUAUGUCACUUGUGAAUAAGAGCUGUUCCAAUGUGUUGAUGUAACGAAAGACAAGUUCAUGGUGCUGAAAAUAGAGCAAAAAUUUUAUGACAAGAUUAUAUAGACUCUUAUCUGUGGUCAUAUUUUGCUCCUUUUUUUAUAAAAUACAUUUUUAUGGUCAAUAUAUUUUGGUCACAUUCAAUAAAAAAUAUAUGCUUUGGUAGUGUGGGCUGUGAUAGUUAGUCCAUUGUGAUACAAUAAUUGUGUUAAGUUCAGAUAGAAUGAUAUAUUCCCAACAUUUUUUCAUGAUACCAUAAAAAGGAAAAAAAUAAAACCACUAACCAUCAGAAAAA